Messenger RNA from Dichotomopilus funicola, 1077 nucleotides. RefSeq lists its product as uncharacterized. The transcript has a single exon. Gene Ontology annotation, molecular function: NAD+ binding; oxidoreductase activity, acting on the CH-OH group of donors, NAD or NADP as acceptor. Bases 1 to 1077 code for a protein of 358 amino acids. The record is from RefSeq and is a predicted model, not a curated record. NCBI's taxonomy places the organism in Eukaryota, Fungi, Ascomycota, Sordariomycetes, Sordariales, Chaetomiaceae. Gene Ontology annotation, biological process: fatty acid metabolic process.
AUGCAACCAUAUUGCUCCUCACCUGUCAUUCAAUCCUCACCUUUCUCCUCAUCAUCUCACUUUCCGGGCGACGGCUCAAAACAGCCACAAACGACCAAAUGGAGCCCCCCCUCGGACGAGGAACUUCAGGGACGCCCCGUCCUCGUCGCCGGCGCGGGCAACAUCGGCCGUCGCAUUGCCCUCGUCUGGGCCUCUCACUCCCGGCCCGUCAUCAUCUACGACAUCUCCUCGGACGCACUCCACUCUGCCACCGAGUACAUCACCGACAAUCUCGCAGCCUACUGCACCACGCGCGGCACACACCCCGGCCACGUCCGAACCACCAGUGACCUCCGCACCGCUACAAGCAGUGCCUCCGGACUGGCCGAAGCCAACGCCAAAGCCCCCUGGCUGGCAAUCGAAUGCCUCCCCGAGUCCCUCCCCCUCAAAACCUCCGUCCUCGCCUUACUCGAGCGUUCACUCCCCACCGACUGCCUUCUCGCCUCCAACAGCAGCAGCCUCACCACGGCCGAGAUGGCCGCCCAGGGUGACCUAAACCACCCAGAGCGGCUACUCAACACGCACUACUUCAUCCCGCCGCGCAACCGCAUGGUCGAGCUCAUGUCAUCAGGCGCAACAGCCAGAAGCGCAUUCCCCUUUCUCGCAACCCAGAUGCGCCGCGUCGGGCUCGCGCCCGUAAUCGUGCCGCACAAUAUCCAGAGCCGCGGGUUCGUGUUCAACCGCAUCUGGGCGGCGUGCAAGCGCGAGACGCUGGCGGUGCUAGCCGAGGGCGUGGCCAAGCCGGGGGAUGUGGAUGCGCUGUUUCGGGAUUUCUUCCAUGCGGAGAAGGGCCCAUGUGAGCGGAUGGAUGAGAUCGGGCUGGAUACGGUUGCGCGGGUGGAGCAGCAUAAUCUGGAGAGGGUGCCGGGACUGAGGAGUGAGGCGGCGUUGGCGUGGCUGAAGUUGCAUUAUGUUGCGGAGGGGAAGCUCGGGGAGAAGAGCGGCGAUGGCCUGUUCACGGAGGCGGAGCGGGCGGAACUGAGGGAACGGCAUCAUGAGGAGAGGUACAAGGAUGUCGAAGAGACAUCUGACGCGUAG